Molecule: messenger RNA, 782 nt
Organism: Diatraea saccharalis (sugarcane borer)
Lineage: Eukaryota; Metazoa; Arthropoda; Insecta; Lepidoptera; Crambidae
Source: the annotation of a GenBank genome assembly
AUUGCUUAGCCAUGAGUGAAAGAUGUCAAACUAAGUUUAUUCAAAAUUUUGAAAAUCCUAAUUCUAUUAUUUAUUUUGGAGUUUUGUCUGUGUCACUUACCGUUUUAUAUUUCUAUUACAGAUUUCACUUCUUUGCUUUAUCUUUGAGCUAUGUGUUGGGAUGUGUGGCUUGUUAUUAUGGGUUGAAGUCGAAUAUUUUGCACAAAUACGUGCAACAACUGAAGUGCCAUUUUGUCAGUGAAUUAGUAGAUGAUAAUGCAGGUGUUACUUCAGAUAAAGGAUGUGUAACAUGUGGAUCCAAAGAUUGUGCUAGGCAUAACCCUGACAUUCCAAUAGAGCCUUGGGUGGGUUUACAAAUACACAAACAAUUAGACCAGGCAAUAGAAGAUUUUUAUAAUACAAUUUUGGAGCAGUUUAUAAACUCAUGGUACAGCAAGAUCACCUUGCAGCCAUAUUUUGUUGACGAACUGCGUUAUCAGCUUCGGUACGCAUCCGCCUGCCUUUUGAGACGAGCUGUCAAGGUUUGUAUAGGCUGUUAGGCGUCGAUUUUAAUUCGGACGAGUAGUAUAUUAAACAGCGGCGGUGUUUGCAGAUAGAUUUCUCUCGGUUGUUGACGUCUCGUCUCGUACCUUGCGCGUUACGUCACUACUGCGAGUGCGGGGCGGCGCGCGUGCGCCCGCAUGCGGCCGCCUGCAGCAGGAGCGCGGAGAUCAAGUACCUCCGCUGCGUCACCGACGCUAUCAUGCCAUAUCUCCUCGCUCACACGGAAGUUCAGAACUCGU